AUGCUCGCGCGCAGCGGCGGCAUCCUGCGAAGCCGCGGCGACGCGGAGUCGCUCAAGUUCGAGGUCUCCGCGGCGCCGCUGCGGAACUUCGCCAAGGACUUGGACCUGGUGCUCGACGCGGGCGCGGCGUGCCGCGUCGCGCUGCCGAGCGCGGCCCUCGCGCGCGGCACCGUGGCGCGGGGCCUCGCGGGCGGCUACGGCGACGCGGACUGGGCCGCCGUCGCGGGGACGUUCGGCGAGGUGUCCAAGGCCUCGCUCGAGCGCGACGCGGAAAAGUUGUGGGCGCCGGCCGCCGAGGCCGCGGACGUCGCGCGCGCGCGCAUCGCGGCACUCGUGGCCCGCGAGCCGCCGCUCUGCGUCGUCGACGACGAUCCGACGGGCACGCAGACGGUGCACGGCGUGGCGGUGUCGUCGAAGUGGGGCGCCGCGGACCUCGCGCGCGAACUCGCGGACGACGCCAAGUCGUGCUUCUACCUGCUGGCGAACACGCGGGCUUUAGAUGAAACCGACGCCGUCGCCCGCGCCGAGGCCAUCGGCGCCGGUCUGAGACCGCACGGCCCCGCGCACGUCGUCUCGCGGAGCGACUCGACGCUCCGCGGCCACUUCCCCGCCGAGGUCGACGCGCUCGCGCGGGGCCUGGGCUGGGACGACCCCAUCAUCUUCGUCGCGCCCGUCUUCUUCGAAGGGGGGCGCGUGACGUCCGGCGGCACGCACUACGUCCUCGGGCCGCCGAAUUCGGGCGGCGACCGGCCCGCGACGCGGGCCGGAGAGACGGAAUUCGCGCGCGACGCGGCCUUCGGCUACCGGCGGAGCGACCUGCGCGACUGGGUCGCGGAGAAGACGGACGGCGCCAUCCCCGCGGCGUCCGUGACGUCGCUCGACCUCGCGACGAUCCGCCGGGGCGCGGACGCGGUCAAGGCUCUGGUGCUACGAACGAUCGAGGCGUCCAACGGCCGCGUCGUCUUCGCCGUCGACGCCUUGGAGGAGCGCGACGCGCUCCUCGUCGCCCUGGGCGUCCACGAGGCGCGCGCGGCGCGGCCGGAGCUCUUUUCGCGGGGCGUGGUCUACCGCUGCGCGGGUUCGUUGGUCGCGGCGCUGACGGCGAUGCCGCAGAAGCCGCUCUUGGCCGCGUCCGAGCUCGCGUCGCCGGGCGCGUCGUCCCCGGGCGGGCUCGUCGUCGUCGGCAGCUACGUCGGCAAGACGACGGCGCAGCUCGAGGCGUUGAAGGCGCGGUGCGCCUGGCUCGACUUCGUCGAGGUCGACGUCGGCGCAUUGCUGCGCGAGGGCGACGCGUACGUGCGCGCGGUCGCGACGCGCGUCGACGUUUCGCUCGAAAGCGGCGGCAGCGUCGCCCUCUACACGUCGCGGGCCAAGGUCCAGGACGACGGCGCGGGCGGUUUGGUCAUCGGCGAGACGGUGAACAAAGCCUUAUGCGACGUCGUCGCGCGCGCGGCCGCGCGAAACCCGGCGUUCGUCGUCGCCAAGGGGGGCAUCACGUCCAACGACGUCGCCGUGCGCGCCCUCGGCGUCGAGCGGGCCGAGGUGCUCGGGCAGGUCGUGCCGGGCGUGCCGGCGUGGCGCCUCGGCGGCGAGACUAGGCUGCCCGGGUCGGCCUACGUCGUCUUCCCGGGCAACGUCGGCGACGACGGCGACCUCGCGCGCGUCGUCGAG
Aureococcus anophagefferens is the source of this 1671-nucleotide messenger RNA. RefSeq lists its product as hypothetical. The annotation marks the transcript as partial. The record is from RefSeq and is a predicted model, not a curated record. Gene Ontology annotation, molecular function: oxidoreductase activity. The transcript has a single exon. Lineage: Eukaryota; Pelagophyceae; Pelagomonadales; Pelagomonadaceae.